GGGGUUGAUGCACAAUGUUGAUCGCCAAACUCCAAUAACAACGGAUCCAAGGUAACUAAACGACCAAUUACGUAUACAACAUAGCAACUGAAUCGGGUUGUUUAUGAAUCGUCACAGCCAUAAAAAGCACAAAAUGUCACAAACCAGUCAAGGUUCUACGAAAUCUACGGAAAAAACUUUAAUUUCGAAGCCUAUCAGAAGUUCAUCUUGCACAAUCCCUUCGGAAAUACUUGAAUUUGACUACUCCUACGGAUACGAUUGCAAACGGCCUUUCAAUUUGUGCAAAAUUGACGAUGCAACGCUUGUAUUCGCUUCCGGCAAUUUGAUACAUUUCUUCGACGUGGCAACGCAAACCGUAACCACGCGGCGAAGUUCGACCGGUGGAGGAAUAGGGUGCAUACAAACGAAUCCCAAUCCAGAGCUAUGUCACUUGACCGUGGGAGAAAAUGGAGUCAACCCACCGAUCAUCAUCUACCAGUAUCCGGAAAUGAGCGUGGUGAAUAUUCUGCAAAAUGGAACAACUCAAGCGUACAGUCGCGUGGAUUACAGUGCUGACGGGGAACUAUUGGUUUCGCAAGGUUGCGAUCCUGACUACAUGUUAACCAUCUGGAACUGGCGCGAAGCGGAAAUCAUUCUACGUUGCAAGUCGUUCUCCAACGAUGUGAUAAACGUAAUGUUUUCACCGACAGUUCCCGGCCAUCUGACGUCAUGCGGCCUAGGUCACAUAAAAUUUUGGAAAAUGGCAGAAACGUUCACUGGUCUUAAACUUCAAGGAGAGCUUGGCCGAUUUGGAAAAACCGAAAUUUCCGAUAUCGUAGGAAUACUUCCGAUGCCCGAUGAAAAAGUUCUAUCGGGUUGCCAGUGGGGAAAUGUGCUCGUGUGGGAAGCCGGUCUCAUCAAAAUAGAGGUUUGUCGCAAAGGGCGGAAACCAUGCCAUCAAGGUCCAAUAACGCAGAUAAGUGUACGUGACGGUGAAGUGAUGACCUGUGGAAUGGAUGGAUACAUCAGGAUCUGGUUUUGGGAAACUGUUGAGUUGGCAGAUCCACCGGAUGAUGAUCGAGUAGUGCAGAUUGAACCCAUUAUGGAAUAUAGAAUUGGAAACGAUAUCUGUCACAGUGAAUUGAUAUGCUUGAUAAAGAAGGAAGGAGACUUUCAAUGGUAUGCUCAAGACGGUAAUGGAGGAAUUUGGGAAUGUGACAUAACACCGGCCUACAAACCAGCAGAACCUCAACAGCUGCUGAAAUGCCACUCUGGACCAAUAAUGGCAGUGCAAACCAGUCCUACUACACACCAUGUGGCCACUCUAGGGCGUGAUGGUAGGUUAUUCAUGUAUGAUUAUUCGAAACGGAAAAUGGUGUUUGAACACAGAUUCAACUCAAGUGGUCAUGCCAUGAUUUGGCUUCCUGUGACACUGGAACCUUCUGGUAUGAUCUUAGUUCUUGGUUUUGGAGACGGAUUCAUUCGCAUCAUCAAGGUUAACCUGAAUUCAUCGAGCACCGAAUCGCCUGUUUGUAUUGUACAAAUAAUUAAAUCUCACUCAGAACCAAUCACAACCCUGGCAAUUAAUCAGCGAGAAACUAUAUUAGUAUCGGGUUCCGAUGACAAAUCUAUAUUUGUACACCAAUUGAUUAGAGGCCUGUCCGUCAUCAAUAUAGAACCGAUAGGUUUAGUAUACACUCCAUCGCCUGUUUCUACUAUCAACUGGAAACCAAACGCUUUUGCUACUGCUCUGAUUGGGUGUCGUCAUGGACAGGUUCUGGAAAUUGAACUUCCUGAAACCCCAACAGACUAUACCAACAUAUCAUACCAUCUGAAAUCCAUCGAUAUAAGACAAUUAACAUUCCAAUCAGUGAAAUCAGAAAUAAAGCGAAACAUUCGGAUUGCGGAAAUUGAAGAACAUAAGCAACAAAAGCGUGCUAGAAAAAUGAAAAGCCUGGAAAGAAUUCGGGAGGAGAAUCCAGGAGUGGAAAUAAAUGAGGACGCGUUUUUAGAGGAUUCGGAAGACGAAGAGGAGUUGGAGCCAUUAUACAUUCCCAAGGUUCCAAACGCCGUAUUGUGGGCUCAAUACACCGAAGAUAAUACUUUGUGGUUAUCGAUGGGUGGCUACGAUGCCGGAUUCGUCUAUGAAUAUGAAUUCGAUGACGAAGAUCCUGUAUCUUGCACACCUGUUCCGGGGGCAGAAGAUACCGAGAUUACCACAUAUAUCUACGAUCAACAAUAUUUGAUUUUCGGAAUGGGCGACGGAUCGAUACGAGUAAACAAAGCGAAGGAAGAUUUCCGAGAUUUGAAUGAAUACUUCACCCUCAAUAUGCAUUACAAUCUGAAUGGCAAAAUUUCUGGACUGGCCUUUAGCUACGACAAUCGGCACCUUUUCAGUGUCGGAACAGACGGUAAUUUGUUUUCCUACAAGUGGUAUGCUUCGACAGUACCGACAGCCCCACCAAAGCCAAAGUCCUUUGAUAUGUCUUUACCAUGCGUUGAGGAUAUUCAGGACCCGACUUAUUUGUCACUUGAAGAACAAAAAAUUAAACAAGAAAACGACAGAAAGGCUAAACUUUUGAACGAUCAGAAAAAUGAAAUUUUAAGUACAGUAGCAGACUAUCGGAAACAGUUUGAGCAAAUACUAGCCAGAAAUCAAGCUCUCCCGGAGUCUCAACGAUUCACAAUGGACGAGUUUACUCUAGAUGAAAGAAUAACAGCAGACUUGAAACAAGAGCUGCAGGAAAAGAUGGAUCUAGUCCGACGGAAGACGGCAUUUGAUGUGGAAAAGGCAAGACUUUCAGGAGAGAAACUAAGGAAAUUCUUUCUAGAAGAAAUGGAACACGCACCAAUUGAAGUUCUGGGAGUGAUAGUUCCAACUUCAGUCAAAUCGUUCAGGAUUGGUAAACUCACGGAUGAAUACUACCAGACUGUAGAAGAUUUGGAACAUCGAAUCGAAGAGGAGGAAGCUAGAAGAAGAAUGAUAAAAGUUCCUGAUCAUGCCAAGCUAGAUCGUCGUGAAGACUCUCAGUUCGACAAAAAAGAAUCAUUCCUCGAUGGGCUAACUCAAUCAACAAUUGAUUUCAAGCUAGAAACAAAAAUGCGUCGCCUAUUGGCUAAAUAUCGUGAGAGGAAAUCAAAGGAACAUAUUCGUAAGCUGGAGUGGGAAGAUCUGAAAAGCCGAAAACCAGACCCAAACGUCAACCAUCCCGAAGAUGAUGCAGCCAUCAAGGAUGCGACAAGUACCAUCGGGGACUACAAAUUGAAAACGGAUCACGAAUAUGAACCAAAUGAAGAGGAACUAGAAACUACACUCACCAAAUACCGCGACUUGCUACAGGUGAGAAAAGAGAUGUUCACUAUCCGCAGCAACUACAAUGAAGAAGUGUUUGCACUAAGAGAGAAAAAGAAAGCACUCAAGAAAUAUGUAGAAGAGAAGAAACGGAAACUCUUAGAGAUCCAUGAAGAAAUUCCUGAACAUCAGCGGAAAAUUCCUCCAGUUGAAGUGAUCAUCAAUAAGGCUCUUGAGUAUCCUGAAAAUGAGUUUGAAAUGGAAGCCGAUUUGAACUCAUGUGACGAAGAUGAUAAAGUCAAGAAGCAGCCGUUAGAAUUGGGAAGCACCGAAUAUGCAGAACGAAUGCAAAAAUAUGUUCUAGGGUUGGCAAAGUUACCAAACGGUGCUCCUUACACACCUUUGGGAACAGAGUGGGAAAAGGAGCUAAGGGAAAUGAGAUUAAUGAAAAAAAUGUUCAAACAGGAUAAAAUCAUAGAUAAAAUUAGUAAAAGAAUUGAUGAAUUUGAUCUUGAGCUAACCGAGCUUUCCGAACGUCGAAUGCAGGUCGAAGUUGAUGCCAAGUAUCUAGAAAUUUAUCAACUGACCCUUUAUCAAGAAUUAUGGAUUUUGAAAGACUUUGAAAAAAUUGAGCGUAAGAUGAUCAACACUGUAGAAGAAUUAACUAUAGAGAGGAACAGUUUACAAAAUUCUGUUGUUGAAUCCAAACUGUACAUAGAACAAUCCAAACAAGAUAUGGAACAAAUACGAUCGGAACAAAAAGCCAUAUUUCAUCAAUUUACGGCCAGUUGUGCAGAUAACAGUUUUUCACCGUUUCUGAAACGUAUCUACAAAAAGAAGUACAAGCCAUGCAAAAUCAACAACGACAGAGACGAAACGGAGUCCUCGAGCGAGUAUUCUUCUGAGGACAUAGAUGCGUUGGAGAAUGCUGUUGAUACAGAAGUCAGUAAGAUAUUCCUAGAUGAACAGCCGUGUCCAAUUGGGUGCGAUCCGGAAUUGUAUGAACUCACUAUCAAACUGAGGAAUGAGAAAAUCGAGUUGGAAAAAAGAUACUACGAAGAGAACAGAUCACUGAACGAAACAAUAAAAACCAUGGAAGGAUUCAAGAUGAAACUGGUAUACGUAGAAGCAAGACUUAACGAUAAGAAAAGAGAGCUACUAAACUUCAGGCGAGAAAAACAAGCAAGAUUGAAUGAUAUAGAUACACUUGUUAUACUGAGAAUGGAUCAAAUGCAGUAUUUCAGGACAGAAACAGAAUUCUAUGACAUCGAAAAUAGUUUGUUGUUCAACAACGAAAAACUAAUGAAGUUGUAUGCUAGGGUUGGACAGCUGGCUAUGGAAACUCUGGAAACCAAAAGAAAGCAUCGGAUUAACGUUGUUCAUUUAGCACGAAUGCGCACAGAUAUUAAAUACAUGGAUCAACAAAUUAUCGUACUCAGAGAUGAAAUCAAUCAAGCAAUGAUCAAAAAGUUUGGACGAAUAAUCAAUUUGGACGAAUUAGAAGAGACUAUAUUACGAAAAUUCGCCUUCGAGAUGCGAGCAAAUAUGGAUGAUGUUAAGAAAAGCUAUGCGGAAAGAACUAGAGAUCUCAAAAGCCUUUACUCUAAGAAACAACAGGAGCUGACAAAAGUAAUUCAAGAAGGCACAGAGAAGUUACACGUCUUAACUGUAUUACAGGAAGAAUAUAACAAUCUAACAAAAAUGCUAGCGCACCAGAAAAAGGUAAUGGAAAAGAAAGAUCAAGCGCCGGUUAAUUAUGAAUCAGAUUUGGCAAAACUUAAAGAAAUCGCAAAAGCUCAGAAAGAACAAAUCAAUAUGCUUCAAAGAGAAAUUCGAACAUUGAGCAUGAAAUGUAAGCCACUUAGUUCUGAUACUGCUCAAAUCAUGGAAUCUUUGCAACCGGGAAUGAAACCAGGGAAAGUAAUGGAUGACUCUUCUUAUCCUAAUGUUAUGGAUUCAGCACCUCCCAGCACAAGAGCAAGUUCUCCGGACAACUUCUUAUAUAAUGAAAUUUCAUCAUUGGUUGACGAUUUCCUGGUUGACCAUUUGGGAACAUUUGUUCAAAAGUCGGAUAUCAAGCGAGUUGUUACCCACUUGUCUCACUAUCUAUCCAAUAUAAUUGCUAAUUUUGCACCUGAACACGCCAGCGAUCUGCUUCCACAUAUUAUCGAAAACUUCAAGUCAUUUAUUCCAGAGGAACUUCUCUUGACUAUUCCUCCUCAGUCUAUCGCCGAGUUGAUUGAGAAUAUAUUCCGUACAUUCAAGGAAGGCUAUGAUAUUGACACAAAAGAGAUCCUCAACGAAAUCAUCAACAACAGUUUGGAGAUGGUGCCUCCUGCUUCGCAAAACUACUCUUACAACAUCCUAGCAGAUAUACUCAAACAAGUCCUAUCCACGCUGCACAUCACCGACAUAAACCAUCCAGAAACGGUUAACUUCAUUGCUAACGGCCUUCGGAACAAACCGGGAAUUGAUCCACCAGCAGUCAAUGUUGAACAGCUGUCAUAUGAGCUACUACAAUAUGCAUCAGAGAACAUGGUAGAUGAUGUCAGUCAAGACACUAUCAGACAUAUCAUUGAAGGAAUCCUGCAUGUUAGCGCUAAGUAAUUUAGUAAGUAAUCCGUUGUAAGCUAUUGCACACAGUUUGAAUUCAAUAAAUCAUUUUCCUUUUGAUCACCCAUAACCAGAUCAAACUGGUGACUUUGGUAUAA
Messenger RNA from Aedes aegypti (yellow fever mosquito), 5982 nucleotides. RefSeq names its product cilia- and flagella-associated protein 44. The record is from RefSeq and is a predicted model, not a curated record. Gene Ontology annotation, molecular function: protein binding. NCBI's taxonomy places the organism in Eukaryota, Metazoa, Arthropoda, Insecta, Diptera, Culicidae. The transcript has 8 exons. Bases 104 to 5878 code for a protein of 1924 amino acids.